Molecule: messenger RNA, 1089 nt
Organism: Molossus molossus (Pallas's mastiff bat)
Lineage: Eukaryota; Metazoa; Chordata; Mammalia; Chiroptera; Molossidae
Product: cytochrome b5 domain-containing protein 1
Exons: 4
Coding region: 157-843 (228 amino acids)
Source: RefSeq, a predicted model, not a curated record
UCUCUGCGGACGGUGGCUGAAAAAGGACAAUGGUUUCCAUGUCAGCGUAUAAACGCUCUCGCCUUAGUUCCUGGACGAGGGAGGAUGUAGUAAUGAUUGCGUGCAGAGGAACGAGAAAGAAACUUAAAGGAGCUGGCGACUAAUAGAGUAAGAACCAUGCCGCGCCGAGGCCUAGUGGCAGGGCCAGACUUUGAAUAUUUCCAGCGUCGGUUUUUCACUCCGGUUGAGGUGGCCCAACACAACCGGCCGGACGACCUCUGGGUGUCUUACCUGGGAUACGUAUACGACCUAACGCCGUUGGCACAAGAGUACAAAGGAGAUCUGCUGCUGAAACCCAUCGUGGAAGUUGCGGGUCAGGACAUCAGCCACUGGUUUGAUCCAAAGACCAGAGACAUCCGUAAGCACAUAGAUCCGCUGACUGGUUCCCAGAGAUACCGCACCCCCCGGGGCCGCUUUCUGCAUGUCCCACCUCAGCUGCCCCGUUCCGACUGGGCCAAUGAUUUCGGGAAGCCCUGGUGGCAGGGGUCGCGUUAUGAAGUGGGGCGGCUGUCCGCCAAGACCCGGAACAUCCGUAUCAUUAACACGCUCACGUCGCAGGAGCACACACUUGAGGUGGGGGCCCUGGAAUCAAUGUGGGAAAUCCUACACCGCUAUCUCCCCUAUAACGCACAUGCUGCCAGCUACACAUGGAAAUAUGAAGGGGAGAAACUGAACAUGGAAUAUACCCUGGAAGAGAAUGGGAUCCGGGAUGAGGAGGAAGAAUUUGACUAUCUCAAUAUGGACGGUACACUCCACACACCUGCAAUACUGCUCUACUUCAAUGAUGACCUCACAGAGCUGUAGGAAAGGAGAUACAUGCUUAUGUAGACUCAAGACAUAUUUUGAAUUUGGCUGUUUCUGUGCCCUGUAGGAAAAGAGAUGGAGAUGGGGGGAGGGGGGGUGUUGUUGGACCUAGACCUCCAUUCUAUUCUGGGAACUGGCCUGUUCCCAUGCCCUUCUGAAGUAUAAAGGUCCUUUUUCCCAGGUCCAUUAUAAUUUUAUUCUGAGAAAGUUAGGGAGAAUGCUAGAAGUUAAUUUUUUAAAUGAUGC